GGUGCCUCUUGGAGCUGUUCAGUGUUCACGACCCUGUGGAUAGCACGCUGUCUGCCUAGCCUGCCUUGUGUUGGUGGCAGAGAGACGAGGCGGCCGGCGUAACAGUAUGUAAAGUGAAUGUUCAUAUUAAUGAUAGAUCAAUCGAGCAUUAUAAUCCAAAGAAAAAUACGACACAUUUAAGUCCCAGAGCCAACCCUCAGUUCUCCGCAGGGGCAAUAGAUGGCGCCGACUGCAACUGCGUCGCUGAAAACCCAUCAACAAGUGAAGGGCCGGGCCAUAAGUGAAAGGCCCGGGCGAAGCCAGAACUUCGCAAAUCUCAAGCAAGCAAGCAACAAGUGAAGCAAGGAACGACCUGUUGUUCUUCUGUCAGUCGGACUAUGCAUACCAUGUAGAUGCAUUCAGAUGCUAUUCCGAGAUUACAAGUGAACAGUGGAGACAUCAAGAAUGAAAUUAAUCAUAAUGAAAUCUUAUUUGUGAAGGCUUAUGACAUGAGAUACCUUAAAGUACUGAAAGCUGCAAGCCAUUAUAAAAGGAAUGAAAAUAGCCCAACCUUCUGCUGAUCACAAAAUAUAAAUAAUUGGUAUACACGUUCACUCAUGGCAUAUUCAAGAAGGCUUGUAGAAAGAAGUGGGAGAGGCAGUGAUGAGGAAACUGUGAUCUUCGAUAAAUCGUCUGUCAAAAGAUAUGGAGAAAAUGUGCAGAACAGAUUUCAUACAUUUCAAGCCAGAAGAUAUCAGGCAGGAUCCAAUAAUCAUUCCUGGGAAAGGUAUUGUCAGAAUCCUGGAAGCAGUAGUGGUUGGAUUCAUGACCCUAGAAUUACUCCACCUGAAUAUAAUUCCUAUAAGUUGUCAAGUGCAGUUGAAAGUGAAACUACUUAUAGCAAUAAUUUCUCAAGGGGCAGAGAACCAACCCAGUACCAGGAAAGCAUUGCUUGGAAUAAUUUGGAAACUGAUAUGUCGGGGUAUUCAGGAAAUGACUUUGUGAGAAGUGAAUGUUUUUCAGGAACAGGAGUUAGCCAUACUAUCAAUAGUGAUAUUGCACAAAGAGAUUUGGAUAUACAUAAAGGUCGAUUACAUGAAAAUAGCAGAGAUUCUAUUGUAAACCAUUUAAGAAAUAAGCAGUAUGAAUCCAAUGAAAUACAGUUGUGUAGAAAUCAGGAAAAUGAAAAGUCAACUUUAAACCAAGGAGGAAGCCCAAGUACAAGUGAGAAUUCAAAUUUUGAGUCAAAUGAUUAUAUAAAUGGUGAAAGAAUUUUUAAGUAUGGUCUUGUUCAUUGGACUGAUUGUAAAUAUGCAAAAAUGAAGAUAAACAAAAAUUGUGUGAAACGAUCACCAGGACUGUCAAAGUUUCUUAAUAGUAACAAGUCAUAUAUACUCAAAGGCUGUUGGUUAAAAGAAAUUGUACCAAGGAAAAUAGGUACUUGGGUGCAAAGCCAAGAAACUAUACCACAAAUGUCAACUACCAAUUAUAGAAUAAGUGUUCAGAGUGCUAAUAGUCAUAGACAGCAAGAAGAUACUGUGAUACAUUCAAAAUUUAAUUAUAUUGGUGCAAGUGAAUCCAUAGUAUCACGAGAACAGCAAGAAGGCCUGAUUCUCUUAAAUCAGAGAACAGGAAGUGACGAAAGUGAUAAAGCAACCAAGACAGAUAACCUGUAUCUAAAAGUACAGGAGGAAAAUAGGCCAGUUGGUCAUCAGAUAGAAGAAAAUUGUGUAGAUCUGUGUCUGGGUUCACCAGUAACUACUGUUAAAAAAAGUGUUGACAAUGUCAAUUCAAAGGAAAGUCCUAAAAAAAAUGAUACCAGUACAAAAACGACUCCAAAAAAUGAAAACAGUUCCAUUGUGACUAGCAGAUAUGACACUAGUCCUAAGACGAGUUGUAAAAAUUAUACCAACUCCAAGGUUACUAACAAAGAUGACACUAACUAUAAGAUGACUCAUAAAGAUGACACUAGUACCAAAGUGACUCACAAAGAUAAUACCAAUGCCAAGGUCAUGCAUAAAAAAGAUACCUAUUCUGGCUCAGAUUUCAAGAUGACUCACAAUGAUGGCACCAGCUCCAAGGUGACUCGCAACAAAAAUGACACCAGCACCAAGGUUACUCACAAAGAUGACACCAACUCCAAAGUUAUUCAUAAAGCUGACAGUACUAAGGUGACUCACAAUGAUACCAUGCAUAAAAAAGAUAUUGAUUCUGGAUCAGGUUUCAAGAUUGCCCACAGAAAUGACACCAGCACUGAAGCGACUCACAAAGAUGGCACCAACUCCAAGGUGACUGACAAAGAUGACACCAGCUCCAUGGGGAUUCACAAAGAUAAUACCAGUUCCAAGAUGACUCGCAAAAAUGAUACCAGCUCUAAGGUGACUCAUAAAGGUGACACCAGCUCCAAGAUGAAUCACAAAAAUGACACUAGCUCAAAGAGGGCUCAUAAAGGUAAGACUAGUUCCAAGGUGAGUCAUGAAGAUAACACGGGCUCCAAGGUUACUCACAAAACUGAAACCAGUUCCAAGAUGAUUCCCAAAGACGACACAAGCUCCAAGUUAACAAUCAAAGAUGACACCAGUUCCAAGGUGACUGACAAGGAUGACACCAGUUCUAAUGUGAUUCUCAAAGAUGACACCAGUUUCAAGGCAACUCUCAAAGAAUCCACCAGUUCCAUGGUGAUCCAGAAACAUAAGGAUACCAAGGUGACUCAUGCAGGUAACUCUAGUAUAAAGGUAACUUACAAAAAUGUCUCUGGUUCUAAAGUGACACACGAAGAUGACUCCAGUUCCAAGGGAGCUCAUAAAGAGCCCACCAGUUCUAUUGGUACGAAGGUGACUCACGAAGGUAACAUUUGUACGAAGGUCACUCCUAAAGAUGACACCAGUCCCAGUAUGGCUUAUAUAAGUACCAGCUCCAUGCUAAAUAACAAACAUGGUACCUAUUACAAGGAGACUCACAGAAAAGGCACCAGUUCUAAGGUGACUCAUCACAAAAAUGGCACAGGUUCCACAGUGAUUCAUAAAGAUGACACCAGUACUAAGGUGUCUCUCAAAGAUGUCAUCAGUUCCAAGGCAGCUCACAAAGAAUCUACCAGUUCCAUGGUUACCCAGAAACAUGGCAAGGAUACCAAGGCGACUCACAAAGGUAACAUUAGCUCGAAGGUGGCUCACAAAGAUGACACUAUUUCCAAUAUUCACAAAGAUGAUGCUGGUUCCAAGGUGACUCCUAAAGAUGACAACAGUUCCAAUAUAACUCACAAAGAUGAUGCCGAUUCCAAGGUGACUCACAAAGAUAAUACCAACGCCAAGGUCAUGCAUAAAAAAAUACCUAUUCUGGCUCAGAUUUCAAGAUGACUCACAAUGAUGACACCAGCUCCAAGGUGAUUCACAACAAAAAUGACACCAGCACUAAGGUUACUCACAAAGAUGACACCAACUCCAAAGUUAUUCAUAAAGCUGACAGUACCAAGGUGACUCACAAUGAUACCAUGCAUAAAAAAGAUAUUGAUUCUGGAUCAGGUUUCAAGAUUGCCCACAGAAAUGACACCAGCACUGAGGCGACUCACAAAGAUGGCACCAACUCCAAGGUGACUGACAAAGAUGACACCAGCUCCAUGGGGAUUCACAAAGAUAAUACCAGUUCCAAGAUGACUCACAAAAAUGAUACCAGCUCUAAGGUGAC
Molecule: messenger RNA, 3663 nt
Organism: Penaeus monodon (black tiger shrimp)
Lineage: Eukaryota; Metazoa; Arthropoda; Malacostraca; Decapoda; Penaeidae
Exons: 6
Coding region: 597-3335 (912 amino acids)
Source: RefSeq, a predicted model, not a curated record